Messenger RNA from Theobroma umbraticum, 1317 nucleotides. RefSeq names its product vacuolar ATP synthase subunit D (VATD) / V-ATPase D subunit / vacuolar proton pump D subunit (VATPD). The record is from RefSeq and is a predicted model, not a curated record. Gene Ontology annotation, molecular function: proton-transporting ATPase activity, rotational mechanism. Lineage: Eukaryota; Viridiplantae; Streptophyta; Magnoliopsida; Malvales; Malvaceae.
UAUAAGCCCCGACCUUCCUCGGUCACUUUCCAAGUUCCAACAGACGGAUCAAAAUCAAAUAGCCCAAAAAUACUUCUCCAAGCAAAAUUCAUUCUUCCAAGUUCGAACCCCGGCGGCGAAUCUCCGCUCUGAUUACCGGUGAAGACGCGCUCUCUCAGAUAUCUGAAAGAUGUCCGGUCAAAGCCAGCGCUUGAAUGUGGUUCCAACUGUUACAAUGCUUGGAGUCAUGAAAGCUCGGCUUGUGGGUGCUACAAGAGGUCAUGCGCUUCUCAAGAAGAAGAGUGAUGCCCUAACUGUACAAUUUCGUCAGAUUCUUAAGAAGAUAGUAUCUACAAAAGAAUCAAUGGGAGACAUUAUGAAGACCUCUUCGUUUGCCCUAACUGAGGCUAAGUAUGUUGCUGGUGAGAACAUUAAACACAUUGUCCUUGAGAAUGUUCAAAAUGCUUCUCUUAAAGUUCGAUCCCGACAAGAGAAUGUUGCUGGGGUGAAGCUUCCCAAGUUUGAGUAUUUCACAGAAGGCGAGACCAAGAAUGAUCUGACUGGUUUGGCCAGAGGGGGACAACAGGUUCAACAGUGCCGUGCUGCCUAUGUGAAAGCAAUUGAGGUUCUAGUUGAGCUUGCUUCUCUUCAGACAUCAUUCUUAACACUUGAUGAGGCAAUCAAGACCACAAAUCGUAGAGUUAAUGCUUUAGAGAAUGUUGUGAAGCCAAGGUUGGAGAAUACGAUAAGUUACAUUAAGGGAGAGUUGGAUGAGCUUGAAAGGGAGGAUUUCUUCAGGUUGAAGAAGAUACAAGGUUAUAAGAAGAGGGAAAUAGAGAGACAGCUUGCUGCUGCCAAGCAGCAAGCUGAGGAUCAGUUUGCAGAGAAGGUUUCCUUGCAAAAAGGGGUUUCAAUCAACUCAGCUCACAAUUUGUUAUCUGCAGCCAUGGAGAAGGACGAAGAUAUUAUUUUUUAAUGAAGAGGCUAGUCUGUAUGUCCUUUCCUAGGAUCUGGUGCUUGUUUGAUGGUGAGGGAUUCCUUUAUUUAUUUAGGUGCUGUUCCGAAUAAAUGUUAUAUGUUAAUGUGUAUUAUUUAAUGAUCAGACAUUCACCAUUUCUUUUUUCUGACGGUAGACGUACAUCAUUUCAAGGCUCUCACAGUAUGCAUAUAGUUAUAAUCACCGUCUCUCAUGAGUGAGUCUGUAGGACCUACAACUUUGUUUACAGUGGAUUGCUGGUAAACAGUUGCUUGGUGUGCAUGCAGCGCGCACAUUUGUGCACCUGGGUGUACUUUUAUGUUGAGCUGUUGAUUAAUUUUCAGACCAUACAUUGUACCUGU